GCCAGCCCCCGGCGACGGAUCCGAGGAGCAGACCCCCCGUGGCAGCCCCCAGAGCCAGACCCCAGUGGAAGACCCCCAGCAGGAGUCCGUGGUGCCCUCGGACGCGAAUCCUUCCCUUCCCGAGGAGGUCUCGCCAGGGGCUCGGCGGGUCUCCAUCAGCUGAUCUUUGUUUACCUUGAGCGAGGACGGCGGCGGUCGAGGGCGGAGGGAGACAGCGGGACGGCGCUGCCACUCACUCGCUGGCCACUCGCUCGCCAACUCUCACUCUCUCGCACGCCUUUAUGGCCCACAAUUCUGCCCUCAUGGCUACGUCUAUACCCAGCUCGGCCCAGGGGUCGUCCUCGACUGUCGUGGACCCCGAAUCGCCGCACUUAACCGGUGCAGAAGAACAGGUAUCGAGUGGCGUCGUGCGGCUGAAACUGCACAAGCCAAGAAAGAAGAAGGUCAGCUGGACGAAUGACACAAUUGACAAUGAAAAUAUGGGGAAGAAGAAGUCGAAAUGUUGCUGUGUUUAUGUGAAGCCCCACGAAUUUGACGUGAGCAGUUCUGACACAGACGAUGAGUGUGAGCACUGUUCAGGCCAUGUGGAGAAGAAGAACAGUCACCAGCCGGGCGGUGAGACUCAGUCAAAUAAUGGAUCGGCUGAGAAGUGAAAAGUGCACAUAGGAAACCCUGAGAGUGUUUUCUGGGGGCAUCGAGUAUGUGGAGUACUCUACUCCUUGAUGUGGAAAGAAAGAGUAUUCCUGCAUUAUUUAAACAACUUGCAGUUUUAAAUGUGUUUCCUUCUCUUAAGCACCAAAUCCACUAUUCAUCCAUAAUAUACAUUUAAUUUGUUCCUUCAGCUGAAUCUUGGCCAAAGGACAGAUUCUAUGCAAAAGCUUAUUUGUUGACUUGUCUUCCCUCGGAUUUUAAAGGAUUGUUUAUGACUAGUGUGUGGAUCCUGUAUUAUCACUCUUUGGUGUACGUUAUUAUCAUGCUGAUUUUUGGUGCUUGUGGUCCUAUGCCAAAAAAAAGGAGAACAAAAUAAAAAAAGGCAAGGAAAUACAGAUUAAAAUGUAAAAGUGUAUGGCCUGUGGAUCAGAAAAUAUGCUAUACUGUUUAAAUUUGUGUGGAGAGAAUGUGUAAAUGGACAUAUGUAUAGGUAUAAAAAGGCAGAGAUUUCCUUAUCUGAUUGUCAAAAUAAUGCUGUCAGUUGCAGUAUUAUAGGACUUGUUUUUAGUAUGUGGAGAUAAGAAGAUGGCGAUAUAGCAAAGGAUAUUUUUGAUAGGAAGAUUUCACGAAACAUAAAAUGUUACUGGAUGGCUGUCUUGUGGCACUGUACAUAUUCCAGGGAGCAGCGGUAGAAAAGAUAUUCCAAAGAUGCAUUCGUUGUAUAUUAUGUGAUUCAUGUUUCCAUGUUAGCGUUGAAUCCCCAUUGUAGUUGUUUGCUGUCUUGGAUUGUCUGAUGUAUCAUUACAUUACCGUUUAAAUUAUUUCUGUUGGUGAUCAUUUUAGAUAUCUUUUUGCCUUCUUUCUCAAGAUACUGCCAUAUGUGGAUGUAAGGACAGCAGUUCCAAGUGAAACAUAUUAAUUCUUUAGAUGCAAAACUAUACCUCGCUGAUAAUUUUAUUUCUCAAACAAAAGGCUUCAAUAAAUACUGGAAGGAAUAGUUCUCCUUUGCCCUUACACUUUUAUUGCAGAGUUUAUGUACAUAUCAGCUCUUUCCUUAGUAUGUAAAAGCAUAUAUCAAAAUUAAAAGUUCAAUCUUUUUUUUUUUUUCCUUAUGAUAAAAAGAAAAUUGAAAGAAAAUAAAGGUAAAUCAUACAGUUUCCUAACUGUGAACUUAUCUACUUUAAAACAGAAAUAAAAGGAAAGCACAACUGAUGCGGGGGAAAGAAGGCUCACACACCGUAAAAUGUUGAUUCCAGUUGUGAUACUGCUGUGAAGCUGGUUUAGAAUGUAGCUGUGACAGAGGGAAGAGAAAGAGUGAAAAAUAAUCUGUUUGGAAUGAAAAUGCUGAAGGGUUAGUGUCUGAUUAAGGGACACCAAAUCCACUUGCUGUUUAUUUGCCUAAUAAAAUGGACAAGCAUUCAUCACCCACAAUGUGAAACUGGGAUUUGCAUGAGCAUCUUUCCUUGAGGAGAGUUUUAAGGUAAUAUCUGAUGAAAAAUUGAUAUGGUAGUACGAAACAUUUAGAAAAAACCUGUAGUCAGUUUUAUAUGCACAAUUUAUACCUUGAAUAUAUCUCUUGGCAUUCAGUUGUAGCUUGAUUUUUGUCUUGAAAUUUAAGCCUUUGUGAUUCCUCCACAUCUUGAACAGUAUUCAUGCUUACUUUUUUUUUCCUUUUUGUCUCAAGAGGUGUUUUGAUUAUCUAGGUUGGACUCGGGCAAAAUAAUGUUCAUACAAUACGGCUUGCUCUGCUUAGAAAAUAAAGGAAAAUACAACACAAGGCAUGGAAUGGUUGUGUAUACUGUGUCAUAAUAGUUAACCGUGUUAUUGAAUAUUAGUUUAAACUAUGUUCAUAACAAAAUUAGUACCUGGAAAAUGUAGAGUACCUACUAAAAAUGAUUUUAUCAUUUUGGUGGUGAUAACAAUAAAAAAAUGCAAAUUAUUAUAAUGUAUUGUGACUUUGAUCUUGGCUUUUCUGUUUUAUUAUUCACAUUUUUCAAGCUGUCAUAAUCGCCCAAGAGAAAUUAAUUUCUCAGACAAUAAGAGGACAACUUUUUUACCUCCCCAAUCAGUUAAUUCCUAGAUGAUCAAGAUGCUUCUGUAUAUACACACACCGUUGCUUAUGUAAACUGCAUUCCCUAGUAGCUUAGUAACUUUUAUUAUUUAACUGGUAUCAACUAGGAUACAUCACAUGCAUAUCAACUACCACUUUUACUAGAUUGCCUUCCAUUGUAUGUGUGCGCGUUUCAUGGCCAUCUGUGCUUGCUUAAACUGAUUUUGUGUUCUUUGGAAGUGAAAGUUAUAUUAGUUGCCUUAGAUGCUAGUUUAUUAUGAUUACAUUUAUAAUUUAUUUGAUUUUUAAUCUUGAACACAAUACUGUAGAAUAUAAGCUUCAGUAUACAUUAUAUAUUUACUUUAUAGUAAUGAUGAACACAUUUUUAAUGACCUUUUUGUUUUCUUUUUCUUUCAAUCUUUAUUGAAAGCUGGAAGAAAUGCUAGAUGUAAUUGUCUAGUUUGCAAUAAGUAGUUUUGAAAUCUUUCCAUGUACUUCUCCCUCCCCCCCCCUCCCCCAGUUUACCUGUAUUAUUUAUCACAUUCAGAACUUUCCUGUAAUCAACAGCAGAAGAUCAAAAUCUUAUGAUGAAUUAAAUUGAGUUGCAUUGCUGUAAGUUGUCAUUGUUUACCUUCCCUUAUACCAAAGAAAAGAAAAGAAAAGAAAAAUCUUUUUUCUUUCUUGAAGUUUACAGCAAAGAACGGAAAUUUUUUCAGGUGAGCUCUAUUAAUAAAAUCUAUAAAUUGAAA
Penaeus vannamei (Pacific white shrimp) is the source of this 3450-nucleotide messenger RNA. NCBI's taxonomy places the organism in Eukaryota, Metazoa, Arthropoda, Malacostraca, Decapoda, Penaeidae. The record is from RefSeq and is a predicted model, not a curated record.